AUUCACUCGGCCUUUGACCAAAAGAAGUUCUGGUGGUGGAUCAAAUAGGUCCUAGACAACUGGGUUUGUAAUAAGCAGCUCUAUCAUCGUCCUCGUCAUUAGUGGAUAUUGUUGGGCCCACCGUCACAUGCAGCGUCCUUCGUAUUUCGCCAACCUAUUUGGACAGAUGAAGAGGUGGAAGCGUUCGUUCGAACGCUGCAGCUCACUCGCGGAAUCUGAGGUAAACUCGAUCGACGCAUCAUCGACACCAUGGGCGAGAUCUUUCCGAACGUUACGGUGCUGGAGCUCCUUGGCGAGAUCGAACUGGAAGGCGAUCCUCCUGAACGGAAUAGAACCGCACGUGGAUGUAAGGAUCAAUUACGUUCGAUAUUUACUGGGCCUCAUGUCGCUAGCGGCACAAAAAGAGUCAACAAUUGUCGUGGAUGAUACUGCCGCAAGUAUGAUUCCAGUGGUAUUAGGAUGCAGACCUCGUACGCCUGUUGUUCAGGAGACCAUGGAGCGACAUGCUAGGAAACUCGAAGGAUUGUAUCUUUCCUAUGGUGGUAUGAGCAGAGAGGUUAUGUUACCUUCGCUUCCAGAGUGUACAUCGGCGUCCUCGGCAUCCUCUUCGUUGUUGCCUCUGUUGCCUCCCUCAAGACACUCCUUCACAUCUCAGCUGUCCUCGUUGACCACAAUCGACAACUAAGCACAGGGACAGAAGAGGGGCCGUAUCAAUUAUCGAUUGCGAUUACUAACCACUCGCGCUUAUCGCUUCAGGAACCAGCUCAUUAUUCUAUAACCGCCACAUAUCACAGUCUGAAUUGUAAAUCUUUUCAUUGGAAAUAUGCAUGCAGCUGCAUAUCUCGACGCGUACCGCGACACACUAGGAUGAAUCCCCCACAUUACGCUCCAUCUUCAAAAGAACACGAAUCAGGCACCAGGCCAGGUUAAACUACCCCU
This is a messenger RNA of Gamsiella multidivaricata, 939 nucleotides long. RefSeq lists its product as uncharacterized. NCBI's taxonomy places the organism in Eukaryota, Fungi, Mortierellomycota, Mortierellomycetes, Mortierellales, Mortierellaceae. The transcript is spliced from 2 exons. The record is from RefSeq and is a predicted model, not a curated record. The coding region runs from base 128 to 685 and encodes 185 amino acids.